UUUUUCUGUCAGUUUUGUGUUGUGCGUAGUUGUGUUUGAGUUUCUGAUGGCUUAAUUAUUUAAAUUAUAAUUUUAUUUUCAACUCCGUCUAAAUAUUUUGGUUCGAGCUUGACCGAAGAUGGCACUGUUACCUCCAGAUCCAAAAUAUACGAUCCGCAACGUCGACAACGUGCCUGUUUAUUCAUUGGCGUUUAGCUUUUUGCCUGGUGGUCUGGAGAGGUUACUAGCCGGCUCGAAAAAUGGCUAUGUUUAUGCAUAUAACCUUCAGACAAACAGAGUACAGCAAAAGAUUCAAGUAGGUCAAGCUCCCAUUCUGCACCUUAUCCACUCGGAUUCUCAUCUCAUCACCCAAGAAAAAGGUGGCAAGUACAAGAUCUUCGCCUUAACUAACAGUGGCUACCAGGAAGAUGCAGUCAUUGAAACUGAUUAUCCAGGUUUCUGCCGUUUUGAAGCCAACACAAAACUCGAAACACUCUUUGUACCUGAUAAAGAAUCAAAAGUAUCCAUCUACCAUUUUUCUGGAGAAAAAAUAUGUUCAUUGGAACUUGAUAACUCCUCUGAACUGAAACUUGGGGAUCCAAUGUGCUUGAAAUACAUUGAUUUUCCAAAUAACAGGCCUUGCCUUCUGGUCGGAUACGAAGCUGGCUGGCUGCUGCUGUGGGAUCUCAACACUAGUCAAUAUAUUGGAAAACUACAAAUAAAAGAAUGUCCUAUGUCCUUGGACUAUCACCUCGAACAGCAAAGGGGUAUGGUAGGAAAUGCUUCUGACACAUUACAGAUAUUUAGUAUAGGGAAAAGAGACUUAAGCUUGGCCCAUAAGUUGGAUGUGAACAUUAAAAAUCCAGGCAUCAACCGGGUCAGAACUCGUUCUGAUGGCAAGGUGUUUGCUUCGGGAGGAUGGGACGGGCAUAUCCGUAUAUUUUCUUGGUUUUCACUGAGACCAUUAGUUGUUUUGACUGAACAUAAACAAGCAGUACAAGAUAUUGCUUAUUCUUCUCAGAAGGUCUCUCUAUGGAAUGCCAAUAUAAUGGCAGCUGGGGGAUUGGAUGGUGCUAUAACCCUUUGGGAUUUGUACAACACAAAGAAUUAAUUUACUUCUUCAGUCAUGGAAAAAUCAAUGUGACAACUUUGCAACCAUCAUACAUAUAUUUUAUAUAAAGUUGACAUUGUGUUCUCUUAGCUUCAAAUUAUGACAGAAAAUAUGUUUUCUACAUUGUUUUCUGGCUGAUGCUCUUAUAAGACUAUUUGACAAUUUACUCAGUUAUUAUUCUUGUCAGCUGUUGGGUUAGAAGUGUAAUUUUAGUUAUAUGCUUAGGGACCAUAAUCAAAUGUUUUGAUAAUCCAACUUCUGUAACUUGUGGUGACAUCAGUAUAUGAUUAAAAACUCAAUAUUUUGGAAAAUCGUGUCAGCUUCAUGUAAAGAAAAUUUGUACAGCAUCUAGCAAAUACUAGACCAAGUGGAAUCUUAUUUUAUUUUUUCAUGACUGGUGACUUGUGCAUUUUUACUGUUGAGUUGAAAUAGCAGAUAGAACGUAGCUUAUUGACAAACUAUGCAAUCAAAAUAGAAAAAUAUAUUUGAAAGUUCCCAAUAUAUAAAAUGUUAAAAUCAUGCCAGUAUUGCCUUUACUUAAACUAUUAGAAAAUGUAAAGAUGCUUUAAUUAUUUUGAAGAUGUAAUAAUAUUGAAUGCAAUGUUAUAUGCCAUUUUAAAUUAGUUGUAAUAUAAUUGGAUCUCAUAAUGUGUACAAAAAGGGAGAAAGAGAAAGAAAUAGAGGCAUACUAUCCAUGUUGUGGCCAAGCUCGUAGCUGUAAGUAAAUAUGUUGAAUAUAGCUAUGAAUAUUUUCCAUGAAUGGUUUUUAGUAAUAUUUUUCAGACAUUAAAAACAUAUGAAACUUUUAA
Plodia interpunctella (Indianmeal moth) is the source of this 1899-nucleotide messenger RNA. RefSeq lists its product as uncharacterized. The record is from RefSeq and is a predicted model, not a curated record. Gene Ontology annotation, molecular function: protein binding. The transcript is spliced from 2 exons. Lineage: Eukaryota; Metazoa; Arthropoda; Insecta; Lepidoptera; Pyralidae. Bases 119 to 1090 code for a protein of 323 amino acids.